GCAUUCAAUGUAUUCCUGUCGUCCCUGGCAUUCCUGGAAGCUGGAGCCGGUUGCCAUCAGAUCUAUUGAACCUGGCUGACUGACAAGAAUGGACUCUGGAUGAUGCAGCGAGCAAGCCCAUGACCAGCGGUAUCAGUGCCAUUUCUCCUAUCAUCCGUGCUUUAUGCGAUCACGACCCGCGAAUCAACGAUCUCACGACAUAGCCUAUGUUCUCCAUGAACGUUGGCAAAUUACCUGCCAUCCCCGUUGCACACCGGUUUGUCUCUUCUCGGAUAAGACAUUAUCCGGUAGUUUUUUGAGGUGCGCUUGCGGCGGUAGUCCUGGAUUUGACAUCCACCAGGGUUGUCAUGUUCGUUGCCGCUGGUCAACCAGAACGCUGUGUCCAACCGUCUGGACUUGGUCGGAUAUGCUCCAGGAAGUUUCGUGCGCGUGCUUGGUUGGUCGCUUGAAGCAAAUGAUCCAGAUCAUUCGAAUUCAUCGGGUUCCUUUCGAAUGGAUGUUCCAGCACCUGGUACUCUCGUCCUCAUAUCGACCAUUUCUGCCGGAGUCCUGGAUCCGCGAUCAUUCAGGUGAGAUAUUGACGUGCUGGGAUAUGUCUGUCUCGACUCAACUGCCACAGCCAUCAGAACACCACACCACACCAGGUAUCUCAUUCCGUCAGUGAGAUCUUGAGCAGACGCAACGCUCAGAAGUCAUUUGUAUCGAAGAGACUAGCCAUGAAGGUGAAUUCGAUAGUCGAGCUGGAGUUAUCGCUGGACUCGUGUUCGUCGGUACAUCCAGAUAUUCCUUUG
Aureobasidium pullulans EXF-150 is the source of this 791-nucleotide messenger RNA. RefSeq lists its product as uncharacterized. The record is from RefSeq and is a predicted model, not a curated record. The transcript has a single exon. NCBI's taxonomy places the organism in Eukaryota, Fungi, Ascomycota, Dothideomycetes, Dothideales, Saccotheciaceae. Bases 164 to 664 code for a protein of 166 amino acids.